Messenger RNA from Gymnodraco acuticeps, 8252 nucleotides. Its product is annotated as protein bicaudal D homolog 1-like. Gene Ontology annotation, cellular component: Golgi apparatus; cytosol. Gene Ontology annotation, molecular function: cytoskeletal adaptor activity; dynein complex binding; dynactin binding. Gene Ontology annotation, biological process: microtubule anchoring at microtubule organizing center; regulation of microtubule cytoskeleton organization; protein localization to organelle. Lineage: Eukaryota; Metazoa; Chordata; Actinopteri; Perciformes; Bathydraconidae. The transcript has 11 exons. Bases 277 to 3786 code for a protein of 1169 amino acids. The record is from RefSeq and is a predicted model, not a curated record.
GGGGAUGCGGGACAGGAAGAUGAGAAGCUGCAUCAUUUAGAGCAUUGCAUGGCCGAAGAUGGGUGUCUCUGCUGAGGAUGACAAUGCUUUAUUGAGAUUUACGGAUGUUUAUUUUAUAUUUAGGUUUUUCAUUUUAAAAAUGAGAUUUGAGGCAGCGUUGUGAUUCCUUUUAGGGGCGGCAGGUUUGUUGUCUACCUCAGCUGUUUCUCCCUCCGGCGGGGCUCUCCGCUCAUCCGACGCAGGGAGGAGAGGGCCGGAGGAGGGGGAGAGGGAGCGAUGGCUGCCGGUGGAGCAGGAUGCGGGGACACCGUGGAGCAAUGCCGGGCCGAGGUGGAGCGUCUGACCCGGGAGCUGGCCGAGGCCAACCGAGAGAAGAUCCGGGCGGCGGAGUGCGGGCUGGUGGUCUUGGAGGAGAACCAUAGCCUGAAGCAGCAGUACGCCGAGCUGGAGGCCGAGCAGGAGACGCUGAGGCUGGAGCUGGAGCAGCUGCAGGAGGCGUUUGGCCAGGCCUACUCUACCCAGCGUAGGGUGGCAGAAGAUGGGGAGACCAACGAGGAGACGUUGCUGCAGGAGUCUGCCAGCAAGGAGGCUUACUACAUGGGCCGCCUCCUGGAGCUCCAGUCGGCUCUGACGAAAAGCCGGGCCACCUCCUCUAACGUUCUGGCUGACAACGAACACCUGAGCACACUGCUGCAGGAGCUGAGGGAGCAGAGCAAUGACAUGUUGGAGCUUCAGCGCAGCCGGAUGCGAGAGGAGAUCAGGGAGUACAAGUUUCGAGAGGCACGGCUGCUCCAGGACUACACCGAGCUGGAGGAGGAGAACAUUACGCUGCAGAAACUGGUGUCGACACUCAAACAGAAUCAGGUGGAGUAUGAAGGUCUGAAGCAUGAGAUUAAGGUCCUGGAGGAGGAGACGGAGAUCCUAAACAGCCAGUUGCAGGAUGCGCUGCGUUUGAAGGACAUGUCAGACGCUCAGCUGGAGGAGUCCCUGGAGUCUCUGAAGAGCGAGCGUGAGCAGAAGAAGCACCUGCGCAGGGAGCUGGUACACCACCUCAGCAUGUGUGAUGUGGCCUACACAGGAAGUGCCCACCUCACGUUCAGCUCCGCCCCGCCCAGUGGAACCGCCACCCCGACGACUAUGCUCUCCCCAAACGCAGAAGAUCCAACGAGGUGUAAUGGCCACCUCCAGGGUGGGACCGCAGCGGGAACAGCAGGGUCGGUGCCCAGAGCUAAUGGAGACUGCCGGGUCUCGGGUUGGAAAUCUGAGGGUGGGGUGACGUCGGACCUCUUCAACGAGAUGAACAUGACAGAGAUUCAGAAGCUCAAGCAGCAGCUGGUGACGGUUGAACGUGAGAAUGUCUCCCUGAUGACCAGUCUGCAGGAGUCCCAGAGUCAGCUUCAACACACCCAGGGUGCCCUGACCGAGCAGCAUGAGAAGUCCCUCCGCCUGAACCAAAGAGUCACUGUCCUUCGCCGCCUGAAUCGCAGGGCCCGCCUACACCAUGAAGCCCCUGCUUGUGCCCCCUCUCAGCUCCACCCUGAGGCCCUGGUGGAGCUGGACAAAGAUGAAGAGGAGGCUGAAGAGGAAGGAGGGACUGAGGAGGAUAGGAGUGAGACACUAAACAAAAGUCAGGUAUUUUCUUACCAGACGCCAGGACUGGAGAUUCUGCAGUGCAAGUACCGUGUGGCUGUGACAGAGGUGGUGGAGCUCAAGGCGGAGGUGAAAUGUCUCCGUGAUCGACUGGCUCAGGGUGUGGAGGCGGCAGGGGAGGAGAAACCAAGGCGAAACAGUCUGCAGAAGCUGGACAGGCAGGUCAACACGUUGGAGAAGAACUGCCGGGAGGGACGUGAGAAGAUUUCUAGCCUGGAGUUGGAGUUGCGGGCAGCUCAGUCAGCAGCCAGCGAGAGUCGGGGUGCGUUGAACGCAGCUCAAGAUGAGUUGGUGAUUCUCAGUGAGGAGCUCGCCCAGCUCUACCACCACGUCUGUCUGUGCAACAACGAGACGCCCAACCGUAUCGUGCUGGACUACUACAGACAAGGCAGAGGGCUCCGGGGCCUCAGUGCCACUCUUAAAGCCAUGUCUGCUGACAACAGCAAAGUUCUCCUCACACCACGCCUCGCCAGGCGGCUGGCCGCUGUCGCUUCAUCCACCCUGACUCCCGGGGAGUCGCGUAGCCCCUCGCAGUCUCCAUCCAAGGAGCCUUUAUCUAGGGAAGGUGGCGGGGAGGAGAAGGGAAAGGGGGGCCUCCUGGAGCCACCUGAGCAGAGCCUGCCGCCCUGCACACCUCCAACCCGCUCACCUAGCAUCAGUGCCUCUUCAUCAAGUUCCUCAUCAUCCUCGCCUGCCCUGGACCCAGCUGGUGAGCUGCGCAGGGAGCCCAUGAACAUAUACAACCUCAACGCCAUCAUCAAAGACCAGGUGAAGCACCUGCAGCGGGCAGUAGACACGUCUCUGCAGCUGUCCAGACAGAGAGCUGCAGCCAGAGAGCUGGCACCUCUGAUGGACAAGGACAAGGAGGUCUGCAUGGAGGAGAUCCUGAAGCUCAAGUCUUUGCUCAGCACCAAGAGAGAGCAGAUCGCCACCCUCAGACUGGUACUCAGGGCCAACAAACAGACGGCUGAAGGGGCUCUGUCCAACUUGAAGAGUAAGUAUGAGGCGGAGAAAACCAUGGUGAGGGACACCAUGACGAGGCUGAGGAACGAGCUGAAGGCCUUGAAGGAAGAUGCCGCCACUUUCUCAUCUCUGCGCGCCAUGUUUGCCACCAGGUGCGAUGAGUAUGUUACCCAGCUGGAUGACAUGCAGAUGCAGCUGGCUGCGGCAGAGGAUGAGAAGAAGACUUUGAACUCCCUCCUGCGCAUGGCUAUCCAGCAGAAACUGGCCCUCACCCAGCGCCUGGAGGAUUUGGCUUUCGAUCAAGAGCAGACCCACCAAACCCGCGGGGGGCGGCUGCACCGCAUCAAGACCAGCACCCCCAAAGUAAGUCCCUCGGCCUCUUCUUCGGCAUCCAACCUAGCCCAAGGCUCCACUUCCGCUAUGACCCCUGUCAGACCUUCCCUUUCCAACCUUCUUAGCUCUACGUCAAUUCUCCCUGAUGACCCCACUCUGCCCCUUAGUCCAUCUGUGGUCAGUGCGGCACUUGCUUCAGCUCUCACCUCCCCCACAUCACAUUUUCACACUUGCAGUCCGUCAUCACCGGCCGGCGCCUCAUUGGUUAGCCCUCUAGCGCCAGAGAGCCCCCCGUGUCUGGAGGCCCCCUCCUCUCCCUCGCCGCGGACCCCGCCCUCAACCUCUCUGAAGCUGGCUCACUCCCAGUGGACCAUGGGGGUGCGGACGUUUGUGGUUGACUCCCACAGUAUCAGUGUCAACAUCACCCCCAAUCUGUCCCAUAGUCCGGGCCCCUCCAGACACAUCACCCCAGACUCUUUUAGCUCUUCCCCAUCCACCACAACAACCAGGCCCACCCAACCAGGAUCGGGCCCCUCUUCCCCCUACCGCUCGCCUAUUUUGGGGCUCAGGCGCUCCACAUGGAGCCCCUCACCCCGAACUCGGCCAUUGUCCAGCCUGACGCGCUCUUCUGUCCUCUACGCUCCUUCCUCACCCUCCCCUUACUCUUCCUCUCACUCCCCAUCUCCCAGCUAUUCCUCUGCCUACUACGGCUCUUCUUCUUCUGUUUUCACCCCCUCUCGCUCCUACCUCGCCUCUGGCACCACCAACUCCUACGGCCACUCCACCAGCUACACGCCCCUCUACCCAAGACACUACAGUUCUUACCGGCCCCGGCACUAACCCCUUAAUAAAUCCUUUGAGCCUUUUGAAGGCUUCUCGACUAGACUCCUUAUUGACAUUAAAAAACUGCAACUCCCAUCAUCCUUCUCUUUCUGUCACCUGAGAGAAUGGGCGCUCACAGAGAGGAGGACAAAGUGGUUUCCUGUUUCCCCGUUCCUUUUUUCCUGUGCCUAAGCUUUGGCCAAUGGGUUCUGAAUGUUCAGUGACUUUGCUCAGGGAUUUGACAAAUGGAGCACAAGAGGCCCCACCUUCCUUCUAUUACGAGACUGCUGAUUGGUCCACAGGAGGACUUUAAUAGAGACUUUUUAUAAUGAGAGUUUUUAGGCAUCAAGUUCUUCAGAUUGAAGUGACACAUGCAUGAUUUAAGCGCAGAGACAUUCAGACACUGACUGGACAUUUGGAGGACACUUUCAUAAGUUUGAAUGAAGGCCAUGACAUAUUGAAUAGCGUCCUCUAUAUUCAAUAUAAUAUCCACCGAGUCUGUAUACACAAACACUGUAAACCACAUGUCUUUUAAGCAAGCAUUCUCCUUGGAUGCCCAACGAUUCAGUAUGAUUCAAACAAAUGAAGUUGCAAGUGAACGCCACAAAUCAAAGGAAAAAGUGUUUACACCAGUUACAAAUGGCCACACUUAAAGGUCUGUUGUCGUUUUUAGAGUUAGAAAAUGUAUCGUACGCAGCACCCCUGAAAGCCAACGAUGCAACAAGAAAUGUGUUUGAAGCAUAAUGACUCCUUGAGUGUUCCCAGCUUUGACCUCACUUUAUAAUCUCUCUUUCACAAAAACACAUAUACACACUUGUAUGAUGACAGUUGUGGACAAGGCUUGAUGGACUAGUCGUUGAUACAUGUUUGUCAUGGUGGGCAUUGCUUUCUAAGUGCACCUCAAUGAGUAUUCUUUAUUUCUUGUCCAUCUCUAGCACCACCAAGCGGUUUGUUCUUAUAUAGCCAUGUACUCAGCUAUGCAUGUUCACGUUUGGAUGCUCUUACUGUAGGCUUCCUCCCCCUUCCAAAUAAAAAACUAACGGAUAGAGGUGCAGGCUGUAUGGAAGGUCAUGGCAGGGAAGAAGUUACAAGAUGGAGGAAGGAGAGCACUCAAACAUGGCAUAAGACCAGUCAGCCUAAUAUCUUCUCAUGGUACAGAAAAACAUUUUGACUUGGAGUUAGGUAUGGGAAGUUUCUCAAGAAGCUGAUGUUCUCUUCACCUCGUUUUUUUUUUUUAACUUGCCUUAAGUUUAUGACUAAUUAAAAAGGUACUUCUAAUGUUACUCUUUCCAAAAACAUCACACUAAAGAGGACAUUCUCCAAUAUUGCACUAGGGCUGCUCGAUUAUGGCAAAAAUCAUAAUCUCGAUUAUGUGGGUCAAUAAUUGAUAUCACGAUUAUUAAAAACGAUUAUCCAUUUACUUAGAAAACAUUUAUUGAACUUUUUUUUUUUAACAGUAUGUUUUUAACAGUUGAUUACCCUGAACGUUAAGUAAAAUCGUUUUAUUUCGAUUAUGUUGUUUUCAUAAUCGUUGCAAGCCAAAAUCGUAAUUGCGAUUAAUUGAGCAGCCUUACAUUGCACCAAUAAGUUAGUUAGUCCCAAGCAAGACGUAAAUCCCAACCUACUACAUCAGUUAGGAUUCGAGCAUUAAUGUAUUUUUGAGUAACCAUAACCUGAAAGGGGAAUUUAAUCAACAAGUAAUUUAAUGUCAAUUGAUUCAAAGUAUUUCCACACACCAAAUUAUUUUGUAUCUUUAUGACAUGACUAUUAUGACUCCCCAUCAUGGCUGACUUAGAGUUAUACUAGUAAACUCACAAUGUAGCACCGUUAUGCCUCCGAGGCCAUCUGCAGAGGUUCAGUGACACAGAAUGAAUGUAUUCAGGAUUAAGUCUUGGUAACGGCACUGCACCAAACUCAGGGAACGUGACACACCUUAUUCAACCUAUAAUGAGUCAACAACCAAACCAGAAUGACUACAAAACGUAUGAUGUUGUUAACUAGUCUAGUUAAAGGUGUUUUACAUCUUACCUAGUCUGGCAAGAAGAUUGUUAUUCAUUGUAUCUCUUUGUCCAGUACAGAGACCGUUCUGGGGUUUGUGGAUUCACAAUUGAGGUUCCCUUUGACCUGAGUUGACGGCAAUUCAUUUCCUAAAAGUAUUUUUGUUGUACUUUUAACUGCUGGCUAACAUAUGUGAGGCAUAUGAGUUUAGCACACAUGAUACCGUAUUCCCUGUGUCUGUGUGUGCCUUACAAAACCGAUUAUACAGCACCUACACAGUGUAGCCUAAUAACAAAUGACUGUCUGAAACCAAAACCUUUUUAAAGUGCUUCCUUUAUUUAUGUUUUCCUGCAGGCUUAAAUGCUGUCUUUUUGUGUAUUUGUUUUUGGCCUGGAUUGCUUUUAAUGAGGUUGGAUAAUGACUCAUCAAAGUCAGAUAAUGCUUGUAACUGUCAGAAGAUUUUUUCUUUCUGGGUCUGAGAAUACAGAUUCCUGCCUUUCACUUUUCUGCAAUGUACACCUUGCUUUCCCCGCCCUUAGAAUCACUGCAAACCUUGAUUGUCACUUUUUUCUCUCUAGAUCUAGUAACUCAGACUAUCACAGUUGUCUGUUGAACACUGACUCUUUGAACACUGUAAAUGGAUGCAUCCUCUUGCCUUUAACAUACACAUUUUUGAUAUGCAAAAGGGGGAAAACACUAAUUUGACAGGCACCUUUAUUUUCAAGAUUUCUGAUUGGCUCCUUUGAAAGUUGUAUUUGCCGUGGUAGGCCCAUAUCUUGCCUGUAUUGUAUGUUAAACCAUUAAAGCUCUAUGUCUGCGAUCAUAUUUCUUAAUGAGUUAAUGGCAUUUAAGCAAAACAACUAUUUGCAUUAAUGUACUGCUUUUUCAUCACUGACAUUGUGAAAGAUGUCAAAUGUUUUAGACACACAGUGUUGGAUUGUUCGUUCACAUCCCUGUCUGAUCUUUACUGCACUCGAGCUGAUCCAUUUCUUUGAAGUAGUUAAAACCCUAACAAAACAUGCUUGUUUAGAGCAAGCAGAAUGUUUCUCUUGAACCACUUAUCCAAACACUCAACACAACACUUCCUUUGAUCCUGAGCAGUACACACAUAAGAUAACACCUGGGAUUGACCCUAACCCUAACCCUAAAGGUUUUUAUGAUUUUAAAUGAUGAAAAGUAUUGAAUAUUUAUUAUGGUACUUAUCCAACUAAUUAUACCAAAUAACGUACAUAAAGCUCCAUAUUCACUUGAAAAAUGUGUUACUCAAUAGUAUACUACAAUGUCAAUGUAUUUCUAUCGUACAUUUACCGGACAGAGGUUAAAGGGAUUUCAAAGUGGACUCUAAUAGAAGGAACAAUAGCGGUGUGGGUGUAAUAUGUAUUUUGAUUACGGUAUAAAAAGGAAACCAGUUUGAUCUCCUCUCUGUGAUACCCUUUCUCUGUCUAAACACACACAACAUACACAAAGACAUCUCCCUGUUCUACGCCAACAUACCAAUCUCAAUCAAGUGAACGUUAACAUUUCAAUAACUGCUUUGAGCUUACUGGGUGUUCUUAAAGGCACUAACUUUAUUUCAGUGAAAUGGAAAGAGUUUUUCCCAUACAGGCAAAGCAACAGAGCUAGUUUUCAGAGAAAAAUUAACUUGUUGACUGGGUUGGACUUUAAUGGCCCAAGAUUACACUUAUUCUGUCACUUAUUAUCUUUAGAAAUGGAAAGAGCCGGUGCUAACCACCCAAGAAAACUUUUGAUACUAACUUUGUAAAAGCCACACGGGUUGGCCUGCAGAAACUGAAGCAGUGCUCAAAAAGUUUUGCAUCAAUGGAAGAAAAAUUGGUUUCAUGUGUUAAGAUGUGGUUGGAUUUGGGGCCAUGAGAGCUUUACAAAACGUAAAAUGUAUAUAUAAAAAUUGAAGUCUAAUUACCUGGACUUCAUUUAUUUAAUGCUUUUACAACUGAGUUCAGCUUUCACACACACAUCCAUACAAAACACUAACAUUCUCACACACUCAUUCACAGUUGGCUAGGCCAUUAGGAGCAAUUUGGGUUUAGUAUCUUGCCAAAGGACACUUGGAUCUACAGUAGUUCUCUUCACCAACUGGUUUAGCAGUUUAAUUAUAUUUAAUAACAACCAGACAGCUAAAUGUAAUACAACUUAAAGUGUCCGAUGUCUGUUUACUUUCUGACCACUUUCAAUGAUACAUAACAGGUAUUUUAAAGCCUUAUAUUUACUGUAAAUAUCUACAUAAUUACAUUGUGUCUCAUAUUUUGUGAGUUUGUAAUUAUGGGUUCAAGAGCAUACAGUAAAAAAAAGAAAAGAAAGAAAAGCAACUACAUUUGAAUUUCUAUCAGAAUGUCAUAUUCAAAUAGCCUUAAUAAUAUGUGGGUAAGUGUUAGGUCCAUGAUUCCCCCCCCUUUGGAAAAGCCUUUAUGAUCCCGCAUGAUGAUAUCAGUUAAUAAGGCGUGUUUGUGCCGUAUCUAUCUAACAGU